This is a messenger RNA of Ipomoea nil (Japanese morning glory), 973 nucleotides long. RefSeq names its product protein REVERSION-TO-ETHYLENE SENSITIVITY1-like. Gene Ontology annotation, biological process: regulation of ethylene-activated signaling pathway; response to ethylene. The record is from RefSeq and is a predicted model, not a curated record. The transcript has 3 exons. NCBI's taxonomy places the organism in Eukaryota, Viridiplantae, Streptophyta, Magnoliopsida, Solanales, Convolvulaceae. Gene Ontology annotation, cellular component: Golgi apparatus; endoplasmic reticulum. Bases 198 to 950 code for a protein of 250 amino acids.
UUCAUGCACCCACCGUUACUACUUUCUGUCUCCUUCUCUACGCCAAAACGAAGAAUAAUUAAUACCCAAAUUAAAGAAGAAAAAGAAUAUUUAAAACAGAAAAUGGUACAACAGUCCAAAUUAGUAGAAAAGGCAUUUACUGAUAUUUUUCCGUUUUCUUCUUCUUCUUCUUCGUCUUUCUCUGCUUCCCCGACACCAUGCUUAUUCACACUCCUUCGACUUCAUCACUCUUUACAGGAAGGCUUGCUGCGAUGGACAUAUCCUCUACUACUCUCGGGAUGGGGAGAAAGAGGAUUCGGCAUGUGCUGUGGCCACUUGAUGAAAUAGAUCCUAAGAAUUCGAAGUUCCCUUGUUGCUUAGUUUGGUGUCCUCUCCCGGUGGUGUCUUGGCUGACGCCUUUCUUUGGGCAUGUUGGCAUUUGUAGGGAAGAUGGUGUGAUCUUAGAUUUUUCGGGUUCCUACCUCAUCAAUGUCGAUGAUUUUGCAUUUGGAGCUGUAGCCAGAUACUAUCAGCUUGAUAGAACAAAGUGCUGCUUUCCCCCACACCUCGCGGGGCACACCUGCAGCUGCAGAUACCGGCACGCAGACAAUGGAACAUCGAUCACUUGGGACGACGCCCUCUACUCGAGCCAAUGCCACUUCGAGCACCACACCUACAACAUCUUCACCUGCAACUGCUACUCCUUUGUGGCUAAUUGCCUCAACCGGGUGUGCUAUGGCGGGUCAAUGGGGUGGAACAUGGUUAGCGUGGCGGCUCUCGUGCUGAUCAAAGGCCACUGGGUCGACGGCUUCUCUGUUCUAAGAUCAUUUCUCCCCUGCAUCACAGUGCUCUGCUUGGGACUAGCCAUGACUGGAUGGCAUUUCUUGAUUGCCUUGUUGUCCUUCUCUUUCCUUGUUUUUGGAUGGUUUGUGUUUGGUACAUACUGUGCUAAGAAUCUACUCAAGUGGUAGAAAUGUAGACUCUUGUGCAAUAG